CGUCUGUUCCUUCACCAAACAUUACAAAAAGCGAUUAAACGUCUCACUCUCCCUUCUCUCGUUUUCAGAUCUUACCCUAAAAUUUGCUGCAUACAAACCAAAGUCCUUAUAGCUAGCUAGUAGUUUAAUUUCUGCUAGCUCAAAUCAAGAAAAAAGUCAGCAUAUACAUGGAGAAAAAGCAGCAACAAAUUUCAAAUUCACCAUGGGAUUGUGGCAGUGCACUCUACGAUUCGUUUGAGCUGAACUCAUUCAAACGACAAUUGGACUCAGCCAUAGCUAAUUCCCACAGGACACUCUCAAUGUCCGGUUUACCGGAACGACGUAGAACUCCACCAGAGCCGACGCUGCGACCACCGCCUUCUGAUCUUGCCAUGUCAAGGAAGCCCUUCAAGAUCUCUCGCUCCUUUCACAGAUUCCUUCGUUCUGUACUUUUCAAGUCCAGCAAAUCCACCACCACUAGUUACCAAGUUCCGGAAAAUUACACAAAAGAUGGUUUCUACAUGGUUUAUGAGAAGUCAACUGGAUCGGUUCUCUCCACCAUCUCAGAAGUUCCAGAAUUUGAGUUUGGUGCAACUGCUCUUUCGCCGGAGAUCUCUUCCUUGGUCAGAAGGUCCGCUUCGGAGCGGUUCAUCACCACCACCACAAUCAAUAUUGCGUGUGCUUAAUUAGGAGAAAUUAAAUGGCUUUGAUUCGUAGAAGUUAAUUAUAUUAUGGUGAUCAUUAACUUAUAUAUCAUCGUUUUUUUUUUUGAAAGGCACUUAUAUAUAUCAUCGUAUCUUAGUAUACCUUAGCGUCAUAUAUAAGAUCAUAACAAUUAGCAUAUGUGAAUUACUUAAAAAAAAAAAGCAUAUGUGAAUAAGUGAAUUAGCUUGUGCAAGAUUUAUGUUUUGAAUAUAUUUCUGAUGAUGUUUCACAAUGAA
Molecule: messenger RNA, 920 nt
Organism: Lotus japonicus
Lineage: Eukaryota; Viridiplantae; Streptophyta; Magnoliopsida; Fabales; Fabaceae
Exons: 1
Coding region: 168-665 (165 amino acids)
Source: RefSeq, a predicted model, not a curated record